AUGAAAUACCUCUUAAGGGUCAGAGGUGUGACACGAAAAGACAGAAUAAGGAACGAUAUAAUAAGAGAAAAUUUACAAAUCCAAUCUAUGCAAGCAUUUAUAGAACAACGACAAUUGAGUUGGUGGGGACAUUUACAAAGGAUGAAUAACGACAUUCCUGUGAAGAAAAUAUGGGAAGCAAGGACUCAAGGCAAAAGAAAUAGGGGCAGACCAAAAGAAACGUGGAAUAAAAUAGUUGUUAAACAUAUUUUAAAAAGAAAGGGAAGUACGUGGACAAAAACAAAACAAAUGGCACAAAAUAGGAAGAAAUAG
Messenger RNA from Sitophilus oryzae (rice weevil), 312 nucleotides. RefSeq lists its product as uncharacterized. The record is from RefSeq and is a predicted model, not a curated record. The transcript has a single exon. Bases 1 to 312 code for a protein of 103 amino acids. NCBI's taxonomy places the organism in Eukaryota, Metazoa, Arthropoda, Insecta, Coleoptera, Curculionidae.